GAACCUAGAACUACACCACCAACUCCACGCAAGAUGUCCACUACAGCCCCUGUCUCUCCUAAAACUACACCGCCAGCCUCUCCUAAAACACAACCUGCAAAGGACACCAAGCCACCUGCUACCCAGAAAAUUGAAGAGAAGAAACCAGAGAAGCCACAGCAAGACAAGACUUCUACAAAAGUACAAGCCAAAGUGGAUAAAACUCCAUCAGUGCCCCCCCAGGCACCAGCAGAUACCCAAGGUGCUCCAAAAGCAGACCAGUCCAUUUGUCCACUCUGUAAGGUUGAACUCAACAUGGGCUCCAAAGAUCCUCCCAACUACAACACUUGCACAGAAUGCAAGACUACAGUCUGCAACCUAUGUGGAUUUAAUCCAAUGCCAAAUAUGGCAGAGGUAAAGGAAUGGCUUUGUCUGAACUGCCAGAUGCAGAGAGCUUUAGGAGCGUCUGAGCCUACUGGACCUUCUGUUAAAAAACCACAGCCCUCCCCAAGCAAGGUUGAGCAGAAGGAUAUGCCAGCAUCAGUCCAGGAGAAAUCUACAGAAUCUACAGCAGUCAAAAAAGAGGUCACUCAAGCAACUCCACUCAAAAAAGAAAUCCCCAAACCUGAGACUCCACUGCCAGCUGUAGUCAAAAUGGCAGAAACAUCACAACAAGGUUCUAUGCAAAAGAAACCCGACAUUUCAGGCACUGAAAAAGGACAGGCUCAGGAUGUAGCUGGUCAGCAGCAGCUUGUUGGAAAACAAGUGCAGCUUCCUCAAACUACAAAGCCAGAAGUCAAGGCUGUUCUUACAAAACAAGAAGCUGUAAAACCACCACAACAGCCCUUAAAAUCUGCUACCCCUCCUGCCAAAUCUGCACCACCUCCAGCUCAGCCUGCUAAACAGGAGUCAGGAGGAUUCUUUGGCUUUGGGGUCCUAAAACACAGCCGACUGCAGCAAAGCCUGCUGACUGUCCAGGAUGAACCUAAAACUACACCACCAACUCCACGUAAGAUGUCCACUACGGUCCCAGUCUCUUCUAAACCUACACCUCCAGUUUCUCCUAAGAUGCCCCCUGCAAAGGAGACUAGACCACCUGCAACACAGAAAUCAGAGCCACCUCAACAACCCAUGCCUGCUCCAUCAGCACAAGCCAAAGUAGAGAAAGCUCCACCAGAGCCUUCAAAACCCCUAGAAGUAACCCAAGUUACUCCGAAGGCAGAUCUCUCCAUCUGUCCACUCUGCAAGGUUGAACUCAACAUGGGCUCCAAGGAUUCUCCCAAUUACAACACCUGCACCGCAUGCAAGAACACUGUGUGCAAUCUCUGUGGAUUUAACCCCAUGCCUCAUACAGCAGCG
Messenger RNA from Lates calcarifer (barramundi perch), 1338 nucleotides. RefSeq names its product protein bassoon-like. The annotation marks the transcript as partial. The record is from RefSeq and is a predicted model, not a curated record. Gene Ontology annotation, biological process: protein localization to synapse; presynaptic active zone assembly. Gene Ontology annotation, cellular component: cytoskeleton of presynaptic active zone; glutamatergic synapse; GABA-ergic synapse. Gene Ontology annotation, molecular function: metal ion binding; structural constituent of presynaptic active zone. Lineage: Eukaryota; Metazoa; Chordata; Actinopteri; Centropomidae. The transcript has 3 exons.